Messenger RNA from Hippocampus comes (tiger tail seahorse), 4833 nucleotides. RefSeq names its product syntaxin 1B (gene stx1b). Bases 653 to 1519 code for a protein of 288 amino acids. The record is from RefSeq and is a predicted model, not a curated record. The transcript has 10 exons. Gene Ontology annotation, cellular component: plasma membrane; presynaptic active zone membrane; synaptic vesicle. Lineage: Eukaryota; Metazoa; Chordata; Actinopteri; Syngnathiformes; Syngnathidae. Gene Ontology annotation, biological process: synaptic vesicle fusion to presynaptic active zone membrane; exocytic insertion of neurotransmitter receptor to postsynaptic membrane; intracellular protein transport. Gene Ontology annotation, molecular function: SNAP receptor activity; SNARE binding.
UUCUGUUUAACACAACGUCCCAACUUGACUGGAAUUGGUAUUGGUAUGACUCAAUUGGCGCGAAUCCCAGACGUUUGUCAGGGCAGCAGAGUACUGUAUCGGCAUCAGCAUGUGCGGACACACCUGAAAAGUUCUCCUUAUGGCCGCACGGGGGCAGUGGCGUUGCUUUCGGGCCUUUUGGGCGCGUGCGCAGUGGGCACCUCCCCUCCGCAACCCUCGCCCCUCCCCCUCUUUUUCUGCAGCAUCAGUACCACUUUCUCUUCUUCCUCCCUCUCUCUCCUCCUCCUCGCCGCCCCUCCCCCAGUCGCUCGUCCCGCUGCUGCGUUGCGGCCCACACUGUGACCGCACCGAGGAGGAAGAGGAGGACGAGGAGGAAGAGACCGCCGGGGGGGCAGCUGUGUUCCAAACCACACGAGGGGGGCCGCCAAAAAGAACAAGCGGACAAACAAGACGCCUCUCUCGCUCUUCCUCUCACUCUACUCUUCAUUAGCGACACAUCGCAAAGGGGGAAUUUUGCGGCGGGAAAACGACGACAGAGACCCCGACCCCCACCUCCCUCCCUCCCGGACGAGCCGUGUAAUAUUGUUCAUCUUCGAGACCCCCUCCCCCCCCCGGCCCCCGGACCCGCCGCGUACGUGGUCGUCGAGCAGCCAUGAAGGAUCGUACAGCGGAACUGCGGAGCGCUAAGGACAGUGAUGAUGAUGAAGAGGUGGUGCAGGUGGAUCGAGACCACUUCAUGGACGAGUUCUUUGAGCAGGUGGAGGAGAUACGCGGCUGCAUCGAGAAGUUGUCCGAGGAUGUGGAGCAGGUGAAGAAGCAGCACAGCGCCAUCUUGGCAGCGCCCAACCCUGACGAAAAGACCAAACAGGAGUUGGAGGAUCUGACGGCCGACAUCAAGAAGACCGCCAAUAAAGUUCGUUCAAAAUUAAAAGCAAUCGAGCAGAGCAUCGAGCAGGAAGAAGGUCUCAACAGAUCCUCGGCGGACCUCAGGAUCCGUAAGACGCAGCACUCGACACUGUCCCGCAAGUUUGUGGAGGUGAUGACCGAGUACAACACCACGCAGUCCAAAUAUCGAGACCGCUGCAAGGACCGCAUCCAGAGGCAGCUGGAGAUCACCGGAAGAACCACUACCAACGAGGAGCUGGAAGACAUGUUGGAGAGUGGCAAGCUGGCCAUCUUCACCGAUGAUAUCAAGAUGGAUUCCCAGAUGACCAAACAGGCCCUGAACGAGAUUGAGACCCGGCACACCGAGAUCAUCAAGUUGGAGAACAGCAUCCGGGAGCUUCAUGACAUGUUUGUGGACAUGGCCAUGCUGGUGGAGAGUCAGGGCGAGAUGAUCGACAGAAUCGAAUACAACGUGGAGCACUCCGUCGACUACGUGGAGCGAGCCGUGUCCGACACCAAGAAGGCCGUCAAGUAUCAGAGCCAAGCUCGCAAGAAAAAGAUCAUGAUAAUCAUCUGCUGCGUGAUCCUGGGCGUGGUCCUGGCGUCCACCAUCGGCGGGACUUUGGGCUUCUGAGCUUCCGGGGACGCCCGUCGCCGUGACGACGCCCGUCGCCGUGACGACGGCCAUCACCGCCGCCGCGACGACGGCCAUCGCCGCCGUGACGACCGCCUGCGGCAGACCGACGGGAGCUGGAGAAGAAAAAGCCCAAAAACUUGAACCACAAAUGCAAGAAGAUAACCAAUCAGCAAACGGGACACACUUGGGGUGGGCCGAGGUCCCAAAUUCCCACCAAAAGCAACACCCUCAAAUGCACCACGCUGUCAGUGUAGAGCGCGUAAACCAGCUCGCCAGCCGCCCACAAUUUACUUUGCUUCUUUCUUCUUUGGAGCAUCGCUUUCCUUUUUUUUUGUUUGUUUUUUUGUUUUGGAGUUUUGUUUUUUUUUUGUUGACGGGACGGUGAUGGCGACAGCGACGGUGGGCGUCACCUGCCAGGGAAAGUCCACCGGUGCCGUCCCGCACAAAUAGUCCUCCACGCUCCGACCCCGCCCCCAGACAAACAUGCCCAAUGGCUGUGUUCCGAAUCCCUCCCGAGUCACUAUUUCGCACAAGCUAUCGUGAAUGAGGGGCCAGUCAUUAGCGAGCAUGCUAUCAUUACUUUAGCCAUUUGACAUUCACCAUUUUUUUUUUCUGAACCUGUCCUCCGAUUUUCACUGAAAAACUCACACUCGGGCCAAAAGGAGUACAGUAUUGCUUUGGCGCCAUCUGUUGGUACCUUGGUGCUGAAGUGAGUUGAGGAGCUUUAUUUUGACAAAUGUAGCCCUUUGCCGCCAUCUUUUGGCAUCCGCAAUAUAUUAUAAAGUUACGUUAAAUAAUAGAUUUGUUAAUUGUGGUGUGAAAUUAUCCUCAAUAUAAGUAGAGCAAUUUGUUUACUCAACUACUCCAUUUACAACAAUAAAAAGUUACUCUAUUUAGUUGAUCAUAAUUCAUUACAAAAGGCGACAUUGAUCUCGUAAUAACAUCAUUACAUCGGGAAUCAUUCCCUACAUCCGAGUCACGACAAAGGGAUUUCUAGUGGACAUUUUAGGAACUAUCAAGGUCCCCAAUAUCGAAAUCCUAAUAUUUUGGAGUGACGGAUUCCCAACACAGCCAAAGCAUCCCGCGGGUCCUUCAUGACUCUGAGACGACCCCUCAUUGGUCACUCAUGUCAGUCAGCGCUCCACCCACGUUCACCCGAUUGAUUGGAACAAAAUCCGGUGUUUAUGUGACGGGGAGGGGGCCUCGGGGGGUCAUUUGAAGGUGGCAAGUUUUCACGGUAACACACCAAGCAAAGAGUAGGGAGGACGAGAGGCCUCGGGCGGGGCGGAGUCAAUGGCGGGGUGGUCAAUCUAUGCAGUUUAGAUUACAAGCGUGGCCGGCCCCGCCCUUUGACCGCAGCCCCGCCCACCUAAGUCUUGCAGCCAUGUUUUGUGGCGCUUGGUGCUCGUUUUACAUGACUGCCUCUUGUCACUUUCUGUUGACGUCACUUCCUGUUGACAUCGCCUGAGCCGUCUUUGUCGCUGCCUUCUCGACGAGUGCAACAAAGUUGCCCAGUGUGCUAGCUUUGCUCUAGCCUAGCCUUAGCAUUAGCAUAGUUUAUGUUAUCAAAGAUUCCAGACAGAGAAGGAAAAAGCCCACAAUCCAUCUUAAGAUGUUUCGCAGCAGGAAGCUACCGUCCUUCUUCAGUAGUAGAGUGAACUAAGGUGAAGCCGCACAUGAGACUUAAGGUCACUUUGCCCCAUAGUGCAACGAUAAGAAAACACAGUGAACUUCCUCUUAAAGAAUAUAAUGUGUUUGCGGCCUUGUUAUGUUUCUUUUUUUUUCACUCCAAACGGGGUGUUUGAAUUCCCAACAUACAAGCUUGGCACCAUUAGCUUUGUUAGCAUAGCGCAUGUCUAAUUGUUGUGGUUCUGUGAUGCUAAGGCCCGCCUGCCGCCGCUAGCAAGGCUAACUAGCCUAACAAGCACCGUAAUGCCACAGACGGCACUCGGCGUUCAAGCAAUAACGUCAGCUAGCGAUCGCUCCCUCGUUGCAUCAGCAUCGGCAUCGCAAGCCAUGCUACCACUAGCACGGAUCGCAGCGGCUCGGGCGGCAACAGGAAGUGGGAGACAGCGCUUUUGUUCAGUUUCUGCAUGUUGUGUAGUCUUUUGCGCUUUUAGCUGUGUGACGUUGUUGCGGCAAACAAAACAAAACAAAACAAAGCGUUUGUAGCCUGUUUUCUUUUCAUUCCCAAAACCAAAACCGACUUGCGCGUGCACCAAAGUUUUAUCGUGUUGUGUUGAAACCAAACGUGUCGGCCGCGCCUCCUCGCUCGCUCGCUCUCCUCCUGUCAGGUACUCAAGUCGCUCCUUUUCCACAGUUGUCGGUCAAGUCGGUUACGCCGGGACGUCUUAGUUUGUCUACGCCGCCAUCAUCGUCCCUCGACAAACGCAAACAUGGCGGCACGAAGGAAGGAGAAGUGUGUUCAAAAUUGACCACUCAUUACCGACUCCCCGAUCACUACAAAGUGAUUUUCAGUGGACAUUUUCGAAACACUCUAUGUUCCCUCGACAAAAUGGUGUGCAGUACAGGUAUAUUGUGAUUUGGGAGUCAGGGAAUGAGUGAAUGACUCUGAACAUCAUUGCUGUGUUCGGAACCAUUUACUAAUUCCAGAGGCAUUUUCGGCUUAGGAACCAUCUAGGUCAGGGGUCUCAAACUCAAUUUAUGUGGCAAUGGCUGGAGAUCGAGUCUGGGUGUGUCUCAGUUGCAUGAAGUAUACCAUGUCUCCUGUUUUUUUUUUUAAAAAAAGGCAUGACUGGGACAAGGUGACAGGAUAUCUUGUCCUUCCACUUCAAAACGUGUUGUCAUGAGCCCGAGUUAUGCGAGCUCAGGGGGUGGGGCCACACUAACAUUCGACUUUGAUGCCAAGAAGGGGGCCGAAAAAUCUCAUCCGGUGGGCCGCAAGUUUGAGAGCCCUGAUCUCGGUGCACUAUUUGAAAAUCUCCGCGUGGCGAGCGAGUCGGGACUGAGUGAAUGAUGCAUGAUGACGCAACGACGGUGUUCAGACACAUUCGCUCAUUCCCGACUCCUGAAUGACUACAAAGGGAUUUUCAGUUGACAAUUUAGGAACUAAUCGAGGUCCACUUGAUGAAAAUACCAAUAGAGAGUCAUUGGGAUUACGUGAACAAUUCUGAAGACACAGCCUCAGUGGUGUCCUUGGUAUUUUUGGAAAGAUGACAGCGUGGAUCAGGAUAUCCCCACCCCCUCCUUUCCUCUCUACGAGACCGCCUCCCUCCCAUCUGCUCCCCAAUAUCACUGCUUCUCCAAAAGGUGAAAAUAUAAGAAGUAAAAAAAAAAAAACAUGAAAGAAA